Nylanderia fulva is the source of this 1859-nucleotide messenger RNA. RefSeq lists its product as uncharacterized. The record is from RefSeq and is a predicted model, not a curated record. NCBI's taxonomy places the organism in Eukaryota, Metazoa, Arthropoda, Insecta, Hymenoptera, Formicidae.
AAAACAAACCAAAUUUAUAUAUAUUGUUUGUUGUAAAAAAUAUGUAUAACAAUUGUUAAAUCAUCAAAUCGUCAAAGAUUAUCGAAAUUGUGUCUCUCUUGACUAUAACUUUCUUAUAACUAGAAAUCAUUGUAUAAGUUUGAGGUUUUAAAACUAUUUGUUUAUAUAAGAUAAUUCUUUCUGAUUCAAGGAUCACGUAUAUUUCAUUUAACAUAUAAAUAUUCAAAGACUAAACAUUUAUUUUAAUUGAUUUUUUUACAAUCGUUUUUUGGAUCAGAAAGGAUUAACGAAGAAAUGUAAAACAAAAAUUAUCUCGGCUUUUUUAUCGAGUUUACUUAGGAAUAUUUUAAAGUCUCUUUGACAGCGGAAAAAAUUGCAUUGACAUAAAUUUUAAUGUCACAAUACAGAUUACAAGAGCAUACUUUGGCUCCAAUAUUUAUAGAAAUAUAAAUAUAAAGAUCGGCAGCUAUAUAUUAUAAUUAUCGCGAAUAGUAAAGAUAUGCAACGCGAAGAAAUCUCGUGUUCGUGUCGUCAUUCGUUUCAUCGGUCUAAAAACUCGCGUUCCAAAGUGUCAACUGCUUUACGAAUUUAAUUUGUGUGCACGUAUAGUCAUUUUUUUUUCUUAAAAAAUAUUCGAUAUUAUUCAUAUACUUUUUGCCAUAAUUUUAUUCAUAGGGUGACACGAAUAAAGAAAAGAAUGAGCUUUAAGCGAAUUGUACAAGAUAUCCUACAUGCGAAAUAAGAGAAAUGUCCUGCGUUAUCGAUUAACAAGCAAUUAAUCGCUCGCCUAAUGAUUUAUUCGAAGCAGCGUGACGCUUUAGGGCGCAAAGUCGGAGACUUAGUAAAAGUAAACGACGCUUUAGUUCCUUAUGCCUUGUACGGUCGAACUUUCAUAUUCUUAUUUCCGUUUUUCUCUACUUCUUCCUUUUCCUCUUCUCUCAUUACUUCACACUCGCGUGUGUGAAGAGGAAAAUCGGGGGAAAAAUAGGAACUUAUAUAGCAGGAGGAAAGAAUAAGAGAGGUUCGACUGUGACAUUUAUGAGAAAUUUUUGGUUGAUUGCACGAGAAAAAGUAGACAACGAUGUUAUAGGCCUGGAAAGCUCUCUGACUGAUCGGCCACGGUCUUCCGCUUGUUAUGUAUGUGUUUUCUAUCGAUAUACAUAUUUUAAAAUAAAAAUAUAUAUAUAUAUAUAUAUCAAUACUCUCUCUUCAAGUGCCUCUUCUAUCAGCAUCGUCACUCCUAUCAUCUUUGCGCGAAUAACGUCGUUUGACGUUUGACAACGAAAGAUCUUGAAAUUAGCUCAAUUAGAUGCUCGAUUUUUUAUUUUUCCCCCUACGAUGGAUAGAAAAUUGGAUAGUUUCGUCAAUCGAGAAGUGAAGAAAUUAUGGCGACCCAUUUGCUGAUGAAUCCUAUUAAAUUGCGUUUUUACAUAGAGAGAUACGAGAAGGAGAACAAGUUGACAAGUGUGCUAGAAACAUUCGCGCCUUCUGUUCGAACGAAAUUGUUGACCGGCAAGUUCUACGCGAAACAUGACGUUAUCCCACCGUGGGACAUUCGAGAGGACGACCUGGACUUGAUCAAACGACAAGAGAUGACGCCUAAGGAUAUUUAUUCAUUUAGGCCACCAGCGGUGAACAUGGAAUACGGCUGGUUCUCCACGCCGCUGAUACCGAUCGCGAGGGAUCCGAGAUUGCGCUUCUCUAGAAAGCAAUCGGAUUUUAUAACGCACGAGCUGGCACGCCGGAAGCUGCAGGGAGGUUCACUGGAAAGGAAAUUCGCUGGGCCACCGUUCAAAAUGUGACUCAUUACUCGAGAUACAUUGUACGAUUUGAAAUAAAGAUAGUCUUCUUUCAACUUC